This is a messenger RNA of Lolium perenne, 1242 nucleotides long. Its product is annotated as peroxidase P7. NCBI's taxonomy places the organism in Eukaryota, Viridiplantae, Streptophyta, Magnoliopsida, Poales, Poaceae. Gene Ontology annotation, molecular function: heme binding; peroxidase activity. Gene Ontology annotation, biological process: response to oxidative stress; hydrogen peroxide catabolic process. The record is from RefSeq and is a predicted model, not a curated record.
CAAUACUGGAUCGAGCAGAGCACCGCCUCGCCAGUUUGAGUAUUUAGCACUUCACUCGCACUGCAGGCUGCACCAGUACUGGAGUCUGGAGGAUCUCUCCUUCGCUCUCUGGAAGUGCCCGAAGGCCGACGCGAUGGGGAUGACCAGGGCGUUGCUCCUCGCGGUUGCUCUGACGGCGGCGGCGUCCGCCGUCGUCGUGGACGGGCAGCUCUCGCCGACGUUCUACGAUGCGACGUGCCAGGCGCUGCCGUCCAUCGUGCGCCGCGGCAUGGCGCAGGCCGUGCAGAAGGAGGCGCGCAUGGGCGCGUCCGUCAUCCGCCUCUUCUUCCACGACUGCUUCGUCAAUGGGUGCGACGCCUCCAUCUUGCUGGACGACACGGCCAGCUUCACGGGCGAGAAGAACGCGGGGCCCAACGCAAACUCGCUGCGCGGCUACGAGAUCAUCGACGCCAUCAAGGCGCAGGUCGAGGCCUCCUGCAAGGCCACCGUCUCCUGCGCCGACAUCGUCGCCCUAGCCGCCCGCGACGCCGUCAGCCUUCUUGGAGGCCCGAGCUGGACGGUGCAGCUUGGCCGGCGAGACGGUCUGUCGGCAAACCAGAACGCGGCGAACAGCAACCUACCACCGCCGGACGCGACCCUCUCCGACCUCCUCGCCAGGUUCAGCGCCAAGGGGCUGGACGCGCGCGACCUCACCGCGCUCUCCGGCGCGCACACGGUGGGCUGGGCGCGGUGCGCCACCUUCCGCACCCACAUCUACAACGACACCGGCGCCAGCGCCGUGGACGGCGCCUUCGCCACGCAGGUGCGAGGCAAGGCCUGCCCCUCCGCCGGCGGCGACGGCAACCUCGCGCCGCUCGAGCUGCGCGCGCCCGCUGCGUUCGACAACGGAUACUUCCAGGACCUCGUCGCCCGCCGCGUGCUCCUGCGGUCCGACCAGGAGCUCUACGGGAGCGGCGCCGGCGACGGCGCCACGGACGCGCUCGUGCGCGCCUACGCCGCCAAUGCCUCGCUCUUCGCGGCGGACUUUGGCGCCGCCAUGGUGAGGCUGGGUAGGCUGGCGCUCACAGGGAAGAGCGGCGAGGUCCGGCUCAACUGCCGGCGAGUGAACUCGAUCAUGAGUCGAACCGAUCGAUCAUAAAAUGGUGGAUUAUUAGUGCACACUUCACAGAAAAAGUUACUGUUAAGGUUGUUUGUUCAGAGAGAAACAAAAUUUAGAAAUGCUAUAUUGUUGCAGUGGAUUUC